Molecule: messenger RNA, 2786 nt
Organism: Dicentrarchus labrax (European seabass)
Lineage: Eukaryota; Metazoa; Chordata; Actinopteri; Moronidae
Exons: 7
Coding region: 134-2107 (657 amino acids)
Biological process (GO): cellular response to lipopolysaccharide; negative regulation of T cell proliferation; immune response
Cellular component (GO): external side of plasma membrane
Source: RefSeq, a predicted model, not a curated record
AUCCGGUGUAACCGAAAGUAACCGAAAGAAAAGUUGAUUACUAUAUUGCUACUACUGACAACUAUAGUUGUUAGUGCGUCGGCGCACGGUCCGGAGCUCCGAUACACGGACAGAAAAGUGAAGAAGAGUAAAGAUGAAGAUGUUGCUGGUGUCUGUGAUCCUUGUGCUUGUUACCCAGCAUGCCUCCGGAGGGAAGACCAUUGAUGGGAUUGAGGGGGAGGAGUCUGUUGUUUUGCCCUGUGAGGCUCCUCCUUUUACUGGUGAAUAUGUGUUAUGGAGCCGCGAGGAUCUCGAUCCCACCACUGUUCAUCUACGUCAAAAAAACAAAACUGAUGCAGAGAAAGAUGAGUUUAAAGAUCAAAACCCGUCCUACAGAACCCGCACAGAGCUGCAGAGGGACGCUUUGAAAACUGGAAAUGUCAACCUCACUCUGAAAAACCUUCGCCUGUCAGACAGAGGCAACUACAUCUGUGAGGUCCUGAAGGAUGGAAAGAGACACGAGACACACGUAUACCUGCAAGUCUUCAGCAAGGAAACACAGGACAGCCUUACUCAAGUUGAACUACAACGACAACAUAGAAAAGACACAUUGAUCGGUGUCUUCUCUGCCAUUGUGGUGCUGAUGAUUAUCUGUUCUGUUGGUCUGUUCCUGUUCCUGUAUCGUUGUGGAUACAUCAACUUCAACAAAGUCCCCCAGGUUGAGGUGGAUUCAGGGAUGAAGUCUGUCCUGCUGCCCUGCAAAACCUCAGUUCACCUGCCUAAGGACGGCACAGUGGAGUGGACGGACAAAGGCAACUGGAAGGUCCAUGUGUAUCCGAACAGCUCCGAUCAGCCUGAAGAACAGCACCAGGAUUACAUAGACCGAACAGAGAUGAAGAAAGAUCUGACAACUGGAGACUUCAGUCUGACCCUGAAAUUCCCCACAGACACAGACAAUGAAACCUACACCUGCACCGUCUACAACAAGGAGAGAAAGAUCCUGAUGAAGAAACAAGUGGAGCUCAGGGUCAAAGUCCCCCAGGUGGAUGUAGAUCCAGGGGUGGAGUAUGUCCUGCUGCCCUGCAAAACCUCAGUUCACCUGACUGAGGACGACACAGUGGAGUGGACGGACAAAGGCAACUGGAAGGUCCAUGUGUAUCCGAACAGCUCUGAUCAGCCUGAAGAACAGCACCAGGAUUACAUAGACCGAACAGAGAUGAAGAAAGAUCUGACAACUGGAGACUUCAGUCUGACCCUAAAAUCCCCCACAGACAGAGACAGCAAGACCUACACCUGCACCGUCUACAACAAGGACAGAAAGAUCCUGAUGAAGAAACAAGUGGAGCUCAGGGUCAAAGUCUACCAGGUGGAGGUGGAGUCAGGGGUGGAGUAUGUCCUGCUGCCCUGCAAAACCUCAGUUCACCUGACUGAGGACGACACAGUGGAGUGGACGGACAGAUGCAACUGGAAGGUCCAUGUGUAUCUGAACAGCUCUGAUCAGCCUGAAGAACAGCACCUGUAUUACAAAGACCGAACAGAGAUGAAGGAAGAUCUGAAACUUGGAGACUUCAGUCUGACCCUAAAAUCCCCCACAGACAGAGACAGCAAGACCUACACCUGCACCGUCUACAAGAAGGAGAGAAAGAUCCUGAUGAAGAAACAAGUGAAGCUCAAGCUCAAAGACUGUCAGGUGGAGGUGAAGGAGGGGGCGAAGUUUGUCCAACUGCCCUUCCAGACCACAGCUAACCUGCCCGAGGAUGCUACAGUGGAGUGGAGACACAUUGAACCCAAAUACAUGAAGGUCCAUGUGUAUCAGAAGGGUUCUGUCCAGCGUGAAAGACAGGACCAGGAUUACAAAGACCGAACUGAGAUGAAUAAAGACUCGCUGAAGACUGGAGACCUCAGUCUGACUCUGAUAUCCCCCACAGAGAGAGACACAGGAACAUACAACUGCAUCGUCUAUAACAAGGGAAACAGCCUGAGACAGAAAACAUUCCGGCUCACAGUCAGAGUUCAGAAUGAGAAUAGAUUUCAAAGGUCAGGGGUCUCUAUGUCUGUCUCCUCUACAGAGGGAACCAGUAACAGAGGCAAUGAGAUUAUUCCUCUGAUGACUGUUCAAUCUGCCUGAUGGAUCAAUCUUUGAUUAUUGGACAACGUGUGAAGACCAGCCAACCAGUAGCAGCCAUAUAUGAUUCGAGCCUUUUAAUUGAUCCUAAACCUAAACUAAAUUAUAAUUCAUUUGAAAGCCUUGUUCUUAGUCUUUCUCACCCGACCUGGAAAACAUUGCAGCCAGUUCUGUUUGUUAUUGUACCACGCUCUUGGCCCGUACUGAAUUCUCAGAGUUUUUAUCAAGUUUAGUCCUUAAAUCAGACAAAGGACCUGUGAGAGUGCAGUCGGAGAGACUCCCUCACGAGGGAAAACACAUCGGUCAGGUUUAUUUGUUGGACCUUUUUGAACCGUUGACCUACCUGGAAGUCGGAGCCUGGAUCGAGACAUUGAUGGUGAGCCACAGCCCAGAGGAGAACUAAACUUCAUUACACACACACAGACACACACACACACACACACACACACACACACACAGACCACCAACUGACCAAAUGUGCGGUAGGACAAACUCUCUCCACUUCCUCAGUGGAGGGGGGAGGGGGAUUUUGAACUUUAACUCACAGCUGUGAAUUUUUUUUACAUUUUAUAUUUUUCUAUAUACCAGGGUAAGAUUUGUGUCAGAGUGUGCAUUUCCAUGUGUUUGGUUUGUCCUUCCCAUCCUUGUAUUAAAAGGGAAGUGUUUUUGUUUCUCAAAGAAA